AUAGACGCAUUUUCAAUGUCUGAAACGGGAAGUACUUCUUCUGCGCGUUUUUUUAUGGCGCGCGCACACCGUCCCCCACACAAGAGAUCGACGGCCUUAAAGUUACACUGGAAUAAACAGAGGAUGGACCAUUACGUUGUUUUUAGGAAAACUAAGAGAGUGACACUCCGGGACGAAGACAUGACUGCAGAAAAACUGGGUCGCAUCUUUCAGGUAUCCGCGCAUACUCUGUACAUCACGGAUGAUUCAAACGUGGCUAUGUUCCCCGGUGCGGUCUCUGGUGUUUUCAGCGCAUUAGACCUUACACCCAGAGGUCACUAUGAAGUCCACGGAGAAGACAUGGAGUCAAUUCCAACAGCAGGUUCCAGCGGGCAGCGUUUUGCAUUUAUGCGAGCACCAGCUGUGGCAGCGUCUGCACCUUCACGUUCACAGCAGGCUACUUCAAGUUCCCCUAUGUCCUCCAAAACAUUUCAGAGAUCAGUGUACUUUGCAGAUGUAGUUGGUGGGAGGUUGAUUCCCAAUAGAAUGGUGGUUGUACGAUUCCUGGAGUCUGAGGCUACGCUUCAAGGGAUAGUAGGAAAAGUGCAAGAUGCCAUUGGUAAUUACAACCCAAUAAUUUUGACAGAUGCACAGGGCAAUGCAAUUCUGGAGUCGGAGGGCACAACAGGGUCACAGUACUGGAGACAAAAUGCACGAAAAAUUCUUGCUGUGCCUGAACAAGACUUUAAUUGCCUCCAGGGAACAAAGAGGAAGAAACUGAGCAGCCGUAAAGAUGAUGACAGUGCCAGUUUGGGAGAAGUGAGUGACAAAAUAGAAGAGUUGGUGUUGGCAUCUCAAAGUCUGCCAGCUGUCACAGCAGCAAUCAAAGAGCUCACUGAUCUUGCAGUUGCCCAGAAAGUCACAACCCCCAAGCUGCAGACACUCAAGGAGGGAUUUAGCUGCGUGGUUUGUAUGAACAUCAUUGAGGAUCCAGUGUUCUCACUGUGCUGCAGAAGCAUUAUUGGCUGCAAGACAUGUGUGGAACAGUGGCAAGAGACAUCACAGCACUGUGCAAAAUGCAGGGAGAGUAACAACGGAGUUCUACAAAUUACUGGUCUAACAGCUGCAUUUUCUGUAUUGAAAUCUUUUUUUGCAGAGGAGUAAUGUAGUGUGUACACACAAAUGUUUACAGUCAGUUGAUUUUUUUUUUUGUCUGUUCUGUACAGUUUACAGAUGCAGUGGUUCAUACAUUUCUCUGAGUUAUGUUUAUGAGACAGAGCAGAGCUUCUUUGUAUGGCAUAAAGUCACCAUUUACGGCUCUAAAAAACAAAUGUGAAAUAUCAGGAUAUUUUUCUGCAAAAUGACUCUCUGUUCUAAGUUUGUCCUGUUCGGUUGUGAAGGGAUCAACUCCAAAAGUCGAAUAUUCUUUGAGUGCAGAUCCCAAGUGCUGCCUGUAAAGGUCUGCUGCUUCAAGUGCAUUUGGCAAGA
Messenger RNA from Oreochromis niloticus (Nile tilapia), 1467 nucleotides. RefSeq lists its product as uncharacterized. Bases 16 to 1143 code for a protein of 375 amino acids. The record is from RefSeq and is a predicted model, not a curated record. The transcript has 6 exons. Lineage: Eukaryota; Metazoa; Chordata; Actinopteri; Cichliformes; Cichlidae.